CGGAGGUGUACAAGUGCCUUAAGUUCUUUUAUGUAGAAAAGCGCGCGAUCUUAUGUACACUUUCACGUUCUCCAAUGUGAAGUGAUCUCGUAUUCUCCAGGUAGGGUUAGAUUUUCACAAGUAAGAUCAGUUCGUGAGCCGGUGCAAUGCGUGCGCCAGUCUCUCGCCGGUCUCUGGUGGAGUAGGUUGUAGAAACAUAUAUUAAUACCGAAAAUAAAAUUCUUGCGAGUUAUUAGAAAUGUGUCUGUUGAUAAAUGAUUUUUAAUUGGUGUGUUGCGGGUAAAAAUGUCUUUCAAAACAUACACCUCAAGUUUGUGUGUCUGGAAAUUGAGUAGAAGUAAGGCGCGUUGAUUCGAGAUUUAAAAAUUUCAUGCAGACGCGACCACGGCGUUUUACACUGUGCGGUUAGUGCUGUGUGUAUACAACCUAUAUCUCUCUUUCCUCAACAAGUGUUAGUUUCCUUUGAUCACCUGUUGCUGCUUAUGCGAUUCUUGUGUUACAUUGGAUUACUUGAAUACAAAUAUCUACGGCAGCAGGAUGUCAUUCUGACACCGUAAGAAUUUUCUUUUGGUGUUACUGGAUCUACAUAAGAUUUGGAAAUUCGUCUGUCCUUUAAGAGGUGCUACGGAAACAGGAGGAAUUUAGCGUGAGUGGUGAGUGGUGAGGGGUUUCCAGAGGACUGGAAGAUUAGGCAUAUCAUUUUCAAAUAUGGUGGAUCGAUCAGCUGGAUCUCUGGAGGAAGAACAAACAUAAUAUAUAGGGCCAGCGCACAUUAGAUUCUUAAACAGGAAUGCAAUCGGAAUCGUUAGAAUAAGUUGGAAAAGGACCAUACACAUAAAAAAAUUUUCGAUUGGUUUAAUCGAAAGUUCGGUUGUUACAAACGAACUGUCUUGUCAAAGUAAGACUGAACGAACUCUCGGUUUCAAGUCACCGAACAAGUUCGGUUGUAUUUAGUUGGGUUACAUCAACCGAAUUAAUGUGAGCACGCUGGGCGUAGCGACAACGACAUGAAGCAUGCAGCAUGCGUGGUAGCGGUGUCACGGCUGCGCGGUCCUGCCUUCAACCCCUGGUGUCCGCCAGCCGCUAUCUCGCCGUACACGCCCUUCCUGGAGAUCCUCUUUAUUUUGUCGUCGAGACAAAAUCACGAGUAAAAGAAGUUUACGCGCAAACAUGUUUGCUUCUUGGCCAGCAGGGCAUGCGAGACUGCGAACUUUUUGGACUAGCAAUUCUUUCUGAUGGCGAAUAUUUGUUUGUUGACCCUGAGAAUAAGUUGAACAAGUACGCUCCAAAAAAUUGGCGUAGCUCGCAUACAUACGGAUUGGACAGCAGUGGAAGACCAGCUUUUGUUCUUUAUUUCCGUGUUCGUUACUACGUUGAUACUCAUUUACUUUUAAGAGAUGAAACAACACGACAUCAUUACUACUUGCAACUCCGAGACAAUGUCGUCAGACAUGGAGGGGGGGUGGAAAGCUUGCACCCUGAUCAUCCCCUCCAUGAAACAUCAGUUUCUGCACCCCUGCUCGCCUUGGCGGGCCUUGCCCUUCAGGCUGACCUUGGUGAUUACUCCGAAGAACGUCACAAACCACAUGCAGGAACUGUGGGCUACUGUAAACCCACUGAUUACUUGCCACCUCACAUGUGCGUCGAAUCGGCCGUUCUCAAUGUGCUCGCGGCACAACAUAAGAAUAAUCGUGGACUGUCAAGGGAAGAAGCAGAAUUGCAAUAUAUCCGAGAGGCGGUGCUCCUGGAGGCGCCGCUUAACGCACACCUCUACCGUCUGCGACGUAGCAAAAGUGAAGCUGGACCUGGACGAAUUCUACUGGCGAUAUGCGCUCGCGGUGUGCGGGUAUACACAGAGGAAGUUACUCCACGAAUUUUCACCUGGAAUAAUAUUGGCAAACUCUGCUUUGAUCGCAAGAAAUUCGAAAUCCGUGCGGUGGAUCAACCCGAUAAACUUACGCUCUUCAGUGGAUGUGAUGACAAAAGCAAGCUUCUCCUCGGCCUGUGCAGAGACACUCACCAGUUUUCGAUGGCCAUAGCACCCAGACUUAACGAAGCGAGGAGAAGGGAGGAAGAAGAAAGAAAAGUUUUAAGAGAUUGUUAUAUGUAUCCUGCGCGUUGUAAAUUGAGCAUGACAACACACAAUGCUCGAGGAGAUCAAAGAAUAUCUGUAAUCUCGAGUACUUCGUCAAACACAACUUCUGGAAUCGUUAGCGAUCGAGUUCACAGCGAAGAUGAACCUGAUACGGCACCUGCGUCUACUGAGUGCCUUCCACACCUCACAGACCCUUUCGAACACAAUGGAAAUUCUAAAAAUAGUAUCGAAGAUAUGAAUUCUAGACCACCAUCACCAGUUUCCGCCAUUGACGAAGUCGACGCAACGAAUACUUCUCCUACUAUGCGGUUAACAUCAAAUGCUGUUGCUACUGAAGGAUCUCAAUGUAGUAGCAGUUGUAGUACUGUCGUUGUAGUGAGUGCUCUGCCAAAUGGUCCGUCUCGAACACGACAAAUAUCGGCCACUUCAAGCUUAGAACUUGGAUACUCUCACACUGCACAAAAUUCAGCUGUUUCUUCAGAAACUACUAAUUUUGCAGGAGUAAUUUACGAUAGAUGUAAAAAAGCUGUUAAAUAUGCAGGAACAGAUAUAGAGAGUGAAACAAGUGGAGUUUAUACCCUAAGAAGUAGUGAAAUGCAAGAUGAGACAAUUGCAGAUCUCUAUUCUGCAAAUGAAGACGCCAACGAGUCAUCGGCAGCUAGUGACAUAUGUGCUUUAAGUUCUGUUCAAUCAACUACGGAUGAAGCGUCCGUUACUUCAGGAUUCUACACCAUCCAUAGUGGUUUAAGAUCAGAAACUAGUGAAAUUUAUACGGAAGAAGUAACUGUAGAAGGUGCAGAACCCAUCUAUAGUGUUUGUAAAGGAGACGAGGAUAUUGACGUUUCAGGUUUAACUAAUUCUCUUAGUGAACAACUUGAAAAUAAUUUAAGAUCUCGCAGUAAUAGUAUUCUUAGCGCUGGAAGCUUUAGAGGAGAUGGGAGUGAUCCACCCGGUGUUGGUCCUUUACUUUCAGCCGAUGAACUCUCCGACUUAAUAGUAGGUCGCUAUCCGCCCAGAAAGACAAUCAGCAACUCGAUGGAUUCUGAUUGCGACUACGUGACAAUGCCACCACCACCACCACCUCCAAGAACCGACAGUGAUAGACAGCUACCUCCCCCACCUCCAUAUCCCGUUACCACCAUAGAUUAUGCCACUAUUUCUUCUCCCAGAACAAAAGUCCCAACACUGGACAGAGAACCUCCACCUCCUCCACCAUAUAAUGCUGUUAGAAGUGAUUUCCUACCUCUUUCUCCAAGGAAAAUUGAUCCUCCAUCACCUCCACCUUAUACUUCUCCUAGAGAAAGAAUUAAAAUUCCUCCUCCUACACCUCCAAGAAAUGACGCUGUAACCCCGAGGGAACCACCACCACCUCCACCUUAUCCGGAAAUUGCUGUGCCAAGGCAAGAUAAUUUGUCGCCUUUGUUUGAUAAUGGAAUUAAUGAUGUUAAUUCAAGCAUGGCAAACUUGACUACCACACUAUCUCAGUCUCUAGUGAAGGACAAAGUCAUAACAAUUGGCGAAACACCGCUGAACGUAGCACCAAAACCUCCUCCUAGAAUCCAACCACCAACUUACCCCGGUGACAAAAUGAAGCCAACUCCUGUUCAUGCACCAGUUGCAGCACUAGUUGUUGGUCCAAAUAAUUAUCUCGACGUUCAUGCUUCACGUGGUGCUCCCGUUUUACUUCCAUAUUUAACACCGCCACCCCCUCCACCGAUGGUUCAUCCAAGACAACCUCCGCCUCCUCCUCCAAGUCUUGCUACCGUUUACACGAGCCAAGUCGCUCGAUCACAAAUCGAGCAGUAUAAACAACAAUUAUACUCGGACGUCGAUUACGUUAUGUUUCCUCUAAAAGAUCCAGCAAUUUCCAAACAAGAAUACAUAGACGCAAAACAAGGAUCGUUAAUGGCAGCAAUGGCUGCUUAUCCACCUCCUCCUUAUCCAUCCAUGAACAAUAAAUCCUCUGUUGUUUAUCGCAGCACUCCUUAUUUGCCUGGAUCAUCCUACUCAUCUUCUUCGAAAUACGCAUCAAAUCAAAAUCUCAGCGACAAUAGUUCAAGUAAUUUCUUAGUCCAUGGAAACUUGAGUAGUCACUACACUGCCAGUACCAGUUCAUUGUACAGUGGUGCAACUUUUUCUUCAGGAGGAAGUCACAGUAUGAGAAGAGAACCUCCUGCACCUGCACAUCCCAACAGCUUGCAAACUUUUUCACGAACAAGGAGCGAUGAAAAUAUUUUAAAGUCGUUUGAUGUACCAUUAAGUAACAGACUCCAGUCUCUUUCACAGACUAAACACCGGAGGCUACCACCACCUCCACCACCGCCACCAUAUGAGAUACAGAAUCUUGAAAAAUGUCAACCGCUCCCGGACACUUCAACAUCGGUUUCCGCAACGCCAAAGAAAGCGUCUCGAAUAAUGACAGGCGAUGAUCGCGAAGAAAAUAAAGACGAUGGAAUGUUAGAUAUACGUACUCUUCGUGAGAAAAGUAGGCAUCUUGAUUUGCCUUUAAUAUCUGCUUUGUGCAAUGACAGGUAUUUACUUAAACAAACAAAAGCCUUCGUCUUGCCUAAGCAUGCCAGUGAAGCAACUUCAUCGACUUCGAUAACGAGAAGUAUUAACGGAGCAUUGCCUAGCAAAAGCAAAUAUUCUACGAGUGGAUCUUCGAGUACACAACUAACAAAACCACCCAGAAAAUUAUCGACGAUUGCACAGAAGCAUCUACAGGUGAAGAGUAACGCUUUUAAGGGAAACACUACAUCUACUGCCUCUGCAGCUAAAAAAGAUUUUACGAGAACUUCCUACUCGUGAUUUAAAAAUGUUUUACUAAACGAAACUCAGCUUUUAAAAAAUACAUUCCGUUAUGAAGUAUUUUGUAUCUAGACGAAUAUUAUUCUUUUCAGUACAGUCAAUAUGUUCAAGAUUAUUUUUAAUAUUAUAUUCUCAAACACAUCAAUUUAAAGUACAACAUGUUGAAAGACGUUUAUCCACAUAAAUGCAGACCUCCAGAAAAAAUAGUUAAUUAACAUUUAAAUAAUUAAAAUAAUAUUAUUAAUUGUAAUAAUAAAUUCAAAAUAAUAUUAUUAUUAAUUGUACUUUCUGAAAGAAGAAAUAUCAAUUUUCAAAAAAAAAAUUAAUUUGUUUAUACAAUUAGCAUAGGAUAUAAAAUUUCUGUCACAUCGCUUCUACAAAAUUUUUUAAAAAAUUUUCGAUUUUAAUGUAAUAUGGUUUAUAUUGUUUAGAAAAUGAUUCUCUACAAAUUCACGGUAGGGAUUUUCAAAAAAGCAAACAGUUUCGAAAAUAUUUGUUCAAAAAAAUCUAAAUUUUUCUUUUAAACAAACAGACAUAUUUUCCAAAUUUGUAAAUCUCCACGGUGAAGUUGUAGAGAAUUAUUUGCUGAACAAAAUAAGCCAUAUUAUAUUGAAAUAGAAUCAUUUUUAAAAAAUUCUGUAGAAGCGAUGUGACGGAAAAUAAAAAUAAAUUUUUUAGGUUUUAAAUUUUGUUCUUAAAAAUUAAUAUUUCUUCUUUCAGAAAGUACAAUUCAUAAUAUUACUUUAUAUAUAAAUGUUAAUUAACCAUUUUUUUCUGGAGGUCUGCAUUUUCGUGGAUAAACGUUCUUGAAUCCUUUAUUUUAUUUAUGAAAACAAUUAAAAUUCAUCGACAAUGAAAAUAGUUCGUUUUUUAUAGAUCGUCGACCGUGUUUCUUCUACUCAGAGUGCCAUUUUGUACUACUGUUUUUUACGUAAAGUAUUAAACUUUUCUGGACGAGUGGAAAAUAGACAUUUUAAGUUGCAAAAGCUGAUAAAAAGUAUUUUGGUUAUUAAAGAAAGUUUAUACCAUAAAAAUCAUAUUGAUCUUCAUUGUAUGAUACUGAAGUUUACUUACCGCAAAAUGUCUAUUUAGCUGUAUUCCGCAUCAUUUAUCAUCGAAUUUUGCUCAAUUUCGUUUCAAAAUGAAUUCAUCGUAAAUAGUAUAAUUUAGAUAAAAGUAAUAUUGUAAAGAUAAAUUAAAAGGGUAUAAAAUAUACCUUUUUAACUUCUUACUUAUUCUAGAAGAAAAUAUAUUCUGUUUCUCUGUUAAAUCUGACACAAGAAUUGUUUUUUGUGUUUAAACUGAAUUUACACGAAACUUUUUAUCGGUUUUAAUUAGAACACGGAGAAGAAUGGAUAUUCAAGUUUGAAAUCUUUAGCGAGUCAAUUAAGGAAGAAUAUCUUAGAUACUCAAAUUUAGUAUCUUAAGAUAUUUAAUCAUUCUAAAUUUGAAUUAAUUAUUAAUAAAUAGUUUCGUAACGAACUAUCUAUAUUUGAGCAUCCAUUUAUCUUUGUAAAGAAAUGAAUCAAAUGUAGUAAAUUAGCUUAUCGUGCAUCGAGUAAAAGGCUUCGAUGAUUCCAAUGACUACUCUGAAAGUAGUGGUUGCUGGAUUAGUUAAAAGGGAUGAAUUUAUACAUUUUCAAAUCAAUGGCACAGCAAUGGAUCGGAACUUAAUUUCAUCAAAGUAUUUUUUUGCACUAACGCGCUAUUGUUUUGAAAAUUUGUGAAUUCCUCGCCCUUCAAUAAACUUUGGAAGUCCUUUUUUUUACACAAUUAUUGACAGAAUUUAAUUUAAAUAAUUUUUUCUUUGCAUUGCGAUGAUUAAUGAACAUCCAAUUUGUAAAAUAUUAGGUGCGAAAUGAUAUAAAUUUGCCUUGUGCAACGAUUGCUUUACCUGCUAUUUGUAAGCUUAGGUGUUGCUUUGAACUUAAAAAGGUUAAUAUUUUUUCAUGUAAAAAAUUUAAAACAUUUUUUGUCAGAAAUGUUUUGAACGUAAUAUAUUUAUUUCAACGACUCUUACUUUUAAUAAGAGAAGAAAAUAUAUUUAAGAAAUUAUAAGUUCACCCGUUUCGUUUCAACUAUUCAUGUUCAUUUUUAUUUAUUGAUUGCAUUUAACUUCUGCUAUAUGAUUGGGGGCCAUUCAUUAAUUACGUAAGGGUUCUUAGGGUGAGGGGGGGUUUAUAAAAUCUCUAUAUGGUCUUAUGUCGGGAGGUGAUGGGGUAGAAGCUAUUCUUACGUAAGAUUUUGCCAAGUAUUUUCCAUUUGUAUUGUUUAUAAUAAUUUUUAAAUUAUAUUAAUAUUGUUAAAAACUUACGUAUAAGGGGAAGAGGGAGGUUCGAAAAAUCUUAUGUAUUCUUACAUGGGGGUAGGGGGGUUCAAAAUUAGACAAAAUCGUCCUUACGUAAUUAAUGAAUGGUCCCUUGCUAGUGCCUUUUGAGACUAAAAAGGGAUUUUUGUAUUCAAAGGAAAAUAUUAAAUUUUUUUGUAUGAAUCCUAGAUAAUUUAUACGCUUAUUACUGCUUACUUUUUUUAAAAAUUUGAAAAAUGUUGAUAGUGUCUUUUGACAUAACGUACUUCUACUAUUACGUCUAUGUGGUUAAAAAAUUGUGUGUAAAUUAUAUUAAAGAAAAGAUAUAAGGGUGAAAGACUAAGGUUUUAAUCUUUCAGUGUGAUAUGUACCUUCUUGUAGAAUCUAACAUUGUAAUAAAUAUCGAUGUUUUACUACAGUUAUGGGUAUUAAAAAGGAAUCAAAAAGAUUGACUCUUUUUAUUAAAAUUUUUAAAUAACACGUGCUUUUAUUGUAGUUUGUAUCCAUACAACGUAUUGAGUAAUGUAGUUUAAUUAAUUUAGUUAGUAUUAAUUUAUAUUAUGUUACUUAUCAAUAGGCAUUAAUAGCAGAUUAUGAUUCAUAUUUGUAAAUAAUAUUUUAUGCGAAGUUACUACCUAGGAUCCUUAGAUCUUGCCGUAGUAAGAAAAUUCAUACAUGUUCCACGCACCACCUCAUGAAUAGUAAUAAACUUCUUUUUUAUAAUUAA
This is a messenger RNA of Leptopilina boulardi, 7938 nucleotides long. RefSeq names its product protein expanded. Gene Ontology annotation, biological process: positive regulation of hippo signaling. The record is from RefSeq and is a predicted model, not a curated record. The transcript has 14 exons. Lineage: Eukaryota; Metazoa; Arthropoda; Insecta; Hymenoptera; Figitidae. Gene Ontology annotation, cellular component: cytoskeleton; cytoplasmic side of apical plasma membrane. The coding region runs from base 1022 to 4903 and encodes 1293 amino acids.